AGUGCGGGUAACAGCCGCGCAUACGGCAGAAGCCCGGGCCGAAGCCGGGCAGGAAGCGGGCGAGGGCGGGGUCGCGGCGGCGGCGGCGGCGGCGGCGGCCUUGGCCCCCGGUGGCUUCCUUGGCCUCCCGGCGCCCUUUAGCGAGGAAGGUAACAGGGCCGGACGGGGCCGGGAGCGGCCAGGGUGGGGACGGCUCAGCUUGGCUGGUGGAGGCCCCGAGGGCCUGAGCUGAUGGCGCGACAGACCCUCCCAGGCCCGGUUCCUUGCAGACCUCACAGGUCCCCACGGCACCCCUCAUAGCCUUCCACGAGCCCCCUGGUUUCCUCAGAUCCUCAGGCCUAACCCUGGAGGGGCGCCCAUCACCCCCGUGGGCUCCAGUGCCCACCCGCGGAUACUCACCUGUGUCCAAGCCACCGGGGCUGUCAGUGUAGACCUCGGCGAUCGCCUCCACUGCCUGCCCCGCCCUCAGGCCAGCGGCCCGGCCCCCCUCUGCCUCCCAGUCUCGACAGGGCCCUGCCCUCCUCCGCGCCCCCUCCCACUUCACCUGAUGGGCCACUGGGGCCCUGGCCGGGGUGUGACUGGAGGCUCCGGGAGGGCGGGGCCUCGGGUCUUUCCAGCACCCGGGGGGAGGCAGCAGAGCCCAGUGCUGGAAAGCUGCAGCCAGCUCUGUCCCAGACCUGCCACUUUCUAGCUGUUUGAUCCUGGGCAGGUAACCACAUACCUCUCUGAGCCUCCAUUACCCCUUACAGAAUAGGGAUGCUACUGUUGAGGAUAAUGUAUCGAGUACUUUCCAUGCAUCAGCAUUUUUCAUUCUCAAGCCAGCCCUAGAUGCCAUUAUUAUUAUUACUAUUAUUAUUCCCAUUUUGUGGAUGAGGAAAAUUGAGGUUCAAAGAUGUGAAAGUGACCAGGUCACCCAGCUAGUAAGUACCAAGGACUUGUUGGAUACCAGGAUUGUGUGACUCCUCAACCCACUCCCUUAACUUCUGGGUUCUGCUGCCUCAUAGGAUGGUGGUGAGAAUCAAAAUAGAGGAUGUAUGUGAAUCUCUGAGAACAGUUCUGGGGACACACAGGGGCACUGAUAGCUUUUGGAGACAGAAUUCUGGUCUCUACCCUCUGAGCUUGUCCCAGGAAGCUUUAGACUGGGCCAGGCAGGAGGGGGUUGGUGGUGAUAUCGGGGUGGUGGUCUUUGUCCCCACAGGAUUUGUAAUUCUCAGUACAUCAUUUCUUGCUCCUUAUUCCAGCUUGGGUAGGUAGCUUGGCAUGGGGGGCAGUGCUACCCGCAGAGGGGUCUCUUUGGAGGUUGCUGUGCCCUGCUGGGCUUACCCAGGGCCUUAUCUCACUCAGUGUUACAGGGGCCGGGUGUGUCCCCUUCUGUGGUGGGGAUUCCUUCAAUGGCAACACGCUGGUGCUGAGUCAGACUUGGGGAGUGGGGUGGGAGGGUUAGGAGGGUACAGUCACCUCAGUGCUUGGCUUGUGACUGUGAACCAUCUGGAGGGGACCGUCCUCUGUCAGGUGGCCUUCUGUGAGUCUUGGCUGUGGUUUGGCCCUUUGCUCAUUAAUCCAGUAGACAUCAACUGGGCUCCUUCUGUCCUCCAGGCCUGGGUUUGACCUUGAUGUGGGACUGCAGUGAGGUGGUGGGAACUGGCAGACGUUUAUGAAAGCAGAAGGAGCAUCCCCCUAUCCCUUGGGGUAAACAGCAGGGUGUCUGGGGUAGAUCCUCAAGUUCAGGUUCUGGCCCCAACACGCACCAGCUGGGUGGCCUUGAAUCUCAAGUUGUUUUUCUAGAGAGGGAAUAGUCACUUCUGUUUCCUCAGGGUGCUGGCCGGAUUUGCUGUUGGCCCCAGUAAGAUGCCCAGCACAUAGUAGGGGACUCAGUGAGCCGGAAGUCUCUCCUGCAGGACCUGGGGCAGGCACUGGCUGGUCAGCCCAGAUGGUGAGGGGCUCAGGUGCGGUGGCCCAUGGCCCUGGGGUGUGGAACCCCUCUGGGAAGUCCCACCCUGCGCGUCUUCAUCAGAGUACGGAGGUGCCGCCUGUUUGGAACCAGUGAAGCAGAAGUCAGAAUGAGGAUGAUGUGCACCGAUGUGGCCGCUGCCAGGCGGAGUUCACCGCCUUGGAGGACUUUGUUCAGCACAAGCUCCAGAAGGUCUGCCAGCGGGUGCCCCAGGAGGCCCUGCCUGCCACCAAUGCUACUGCGCUGCUGGGUCAGGAGGUAGCAUCCCCCUACUGCCAUUGCACACAUGCGUGCCCUCCACCCUGCCCCUCGGCGGACAGCAGGAUGAGGAGGUGGAGGUGGAGCCAGCAGCAGCAGGCUCAGAGGAGCCCAUCACCGUGGCCCACAUCGUGGUGGAGGCAGCCACUCUCACGGCAGACAUCAGCCACACUCCUGACAUUGUCGGUGGUGGACACAUCAAAGAGGUCAUCGUGGCCUCUGAGGCGGAGCCGGGGGACAGCGGGAUGGCAGAGGCCCAGGGCAGCCCCAACUGUCAGGGGCCUGGGCUCUCUGGGGAGGGUGAGCAGGCCCAGGUCAAGCUGCUGGUGAACAAGGACGGCCGCUACGUGUGCAUGCUGUGCCACAAGACCUUCAAGACGGGCAGCAUCCUUAAGGCCCACAUGGUCACCCACAGUAGCCGAAAGGACCACGAGUGCAAACUGUGUGGGGCCUCCUUUCGCACCAAAGGCUCACUCAUCCGGCACCACCGGCGGCACACAGAUGAGCGUCCCUAUAAGUGUGCCAAGUGUGGAAAGAGCUUCCGCGAGUCGGGUGCGCUGACCCGGCACCUCAAGUCUCUCACCCCGUGCACAGAAAAAAUCCGCUUCAGCAUGAGCAAAGAUGUGGUUGUUGGCAAAGAGGACACUCCCACAGGGCCUGGUGCCUCCACCGUGGGGACUGUUACAUCAUCGGCAAUGACAGGUGGGCCCAUGGAAACUUCGCCUGUGAUUCACCUGGUGACAGAUGCCAAGGGCACUGUCAUCCACGAAGUCCACGUCCAGAUGCAAGAGCUUCCCCUGGGCAUGAAAGCCCUCACCCCAGAGCCCCCCGGCCCUGAGGAGCUUCCCUGUUCCAGUGAGGGCAGCCGUGAGAACCUGCUGCACCAGGCCAUGCAGAACUCUGGCAUUGUCCUUGAGCGGGUCCCUGGGGAGGAGGGAGCCCUGGAGCCAGCCCCUCCCACUGUGUCCAGUCCCCAGCCCCUGGGAGAUGGUCCCCCAGAACUGCCGCUGCUGGAGGUGGAACAGGUGGAGACACAGGUGGCCAGUGAGGCCUCAGCUGUGCCCAGGACCCACCCGUGCCCUCAGUGCAGUGAGACCUUCCCAACGGCGGCCACCCUGGAGGCCCACAAAAGAGGCCACGCAGGGCCGAGGCCAUUCACAUGCCCGCAGUGUGGCAAGGCCUUCCCCAAGGCCUACCUGCUCAAGAAGCACCAGGAGGUGCACGUGCACGAGCGCCGUUUCCGCUGUGGGGACUGUGGGAAGCUCUACAAGACCAUCGCCCACGUCCGCGGCCACCGGCGUGUCCAUUCAGAUGAGAGGCCCUACCCCUGUCCCGAGUGUGGCAAGUGCUACAAGACCAAGAAUGCCCAGCAGGUGCACUUCCGGACACACCUGGAGGAGAAGCCGCACGUGUGCCCGUUCUGCAGCCGAGGCUUCCGGGAGAAGGGCUCGCUGGUGCGGCACGUGCGGCACCACACGGGCGAGAAGCCCUUCAAGUGCUACAAGUGUGGCCGCGGCUUUGCCGAGCAUGGCACACUCAACCGGCACCUGCGCACCAAAGGGGGCUGCCUGCUGGAGGUAGAGGAGUUGCUGGUGUCCGAGGAGAGCCCUGCAGCAGCCGCCGCCGUCCUCGCCGACGACCCGCACACCGUGUUGGUCGAGUUCUCAUCCGUGGUAGCCGACACCCAGGAGUACAUCAUCGAGGCCACUGCGGAUGAUGCAGAGACCAGCGAAGCCACGGAGAUCAUCGAGGGCACCCAGACAGAGGUGGACAGUCACAUCAUGAAGGUAGUGCAGCAGAUCGUGCACCAGGCCAGCGCCGGGCACCAGAUCAUCGUGCAGAAUGUGACCAUGGACCAGGAGGCAGGGCUGGGCACAGAGGCAGCUGCUGCUGACACCAUCACUAUCGCCACCCCCGAGAGCCUGACGGAGCAGGUGGCCAUGACGCUGGCCUCGGCCAUCAGCGAGGGCACUGUGCUCACAGCCCGCUCGGGUACAAAUGGCGCCGAGCAAGCCACUGUGACCAUGGUUUCAUCAGAGGACAUUGAGAUCCUGGAGCAUGCGGGAGAGCUGGUCAUCGCCUCGCCGGAGGGCCAGCUUGAGGUGCAGACAGUCAUCGUCUAACACGGGCGCCUGCAGGGUCCCGGGGGGCUGGGCUGGGGCAGGGGGUGAGGACCCCGAGUGCCCUGCCCUUGCCUGCCUGGCCGAGUACAGAGAAGAUGGGCAUAGAACUCAGGCGUUCAGAGGAGAUGUGGAAGUGUAAAUACACAGAGUUUUUGGUUGCUUUACAAUAAAACAUGAAAACCC
Molecule: messenger RNA, 4515 nt
Organism: Orcinus orca (killer whale)
Lineage: Eukaryota; Metazoa; Chordata; Mammalia; Artiodactyla; Delphinidae
Gene: E4F1
Product: E4F transcription factor 1
Exons: 14
Coding region: 2080-4332 (750 amino acids)
Biological process (GO): regulation of transcription by RNA polymerase II
Cellular component (GO): nucleus
Molecular function (GO): RNA polymerase II cis-regulatory region sequence-specific DNA binding; DNA-binding transcription factor activity, RNA polymerase II-specific
Source: RefSeq, a predicted model, not a curated record